This is a messenger RNA of Cyprinodon variegatus (sheepshead minnow), 852 nucleotides long. Its product is annotated as tripartite motif-containing protein 47-like. Lineage: Eukaryota; Metazoa; Chordata; Actinopteri; Cyprinodontiformes; Cyprinodontidae. Gene Ontology annotation, molecular function: zinc ion binding. The record is from RefSeq and is a predicted model, not a curated record. The coding region runs from base 139 to 852 and encodes 237 amino acids. The transcript is spliced from 2 exons.
CUUGGUCUAACUAAAUAUUAACCUGCCCUCGUCACUCCCCUUUAAGAGAACUGAAACUUAACAGACCUCUUGAACAACACUUUAUUUGCUUCUGAGGAAACGAAACCUAUCACACAGUAACUGUCCACCAGAUGAAAAAUGGCUCAGCAAGGAUAUCAGAUGGAUUCUGUGAAAUUCUCCUGUUCGAUCUGCUUGGAUCUCCUGAAAUACCCGGUAACUAUCCCCUGUGGACACAACUACUGCAUGUACUGUAUUGGAUCGUUCUGGGAUAAUGAGGACAAGAAAGGGAUCUACAGCUGCCCUCAGUGUAGACAGACGUUUACACCGAGGCCUGAUUUAGUGAAAAACACCAUGUUAGCAGAGUUGGUGGAGGAUCUGAAAAAGACUGGACUCCAGGCUCCUGCAGCUGAUCACUGCUAUGCUGGACCUGAAGAUGUGGCGUGUGAUAUCUGCGCUGGGAGGAAGAUGAAAGCUGUCAACUCCUGUCUGGUCUGUUUAGUUUCUUACUGCGAGAAUCACCUCCAGCCUCACUAUGAUGUCUCUGCACUGAAGAAGCACAAGCUGGUUGACCCCUCCAAGAAUCUCCAGGAGAACAUCUGCUCUCGUCAUGAUGAGGUGAUGAAGAUCUUCUGUCGUACUGAUCAGCAGUGUAUCUGUUAUCUCUGCACCAUGGAUGAACAUAAAGGCCAUGAAACAGUCCUAGCUGGAGCAGAAAGGACUGAGAAGCAGAAGAAGCUCCAGGAGAGACGACAACAAAUCAAUCAGAGAAUCCAGGACCAGGAGAAAGAUGUGAAGCUGCUUCAACAGGAGGUGGAGGCCAUCAAUGGCUCUGCUGAUAAAGCAGUUAUGUAA